AUGAGUCGCGCGAGCCAAACCCAGGACACCGACGCCCAGCGUGAAGAGGAGAUUCAGUAUGGCGCCUCCGACAUGACCAAGGAGGAGCUCGAGGACAAGUAUCCCAACCGCCCGAGGAACCACUCCAAGACGCUGGCAUUUCACGAUCUCUUCUUAGAGCUUUUCAACCCGCUCAACGAGAACAAGAAGCAGCCGGCCGGUGGCCCGGCUCGCAAAAAGGGCCCUCACGGCGCCCACAGUCUGUCCCCCCAAGAGCAGCGCAGGCACAUCAUAGAACGGUUCAUCACAAGAUGGCGCAAGGACGUGGGCGACGACUUCUACCCUGCGCUGCGCCUCAUCCUGCCAGACAAGGACCGCGAUCGCGGCGUCUACGGUCUCAAGGAGAGCGCCAUCGGCAAGCUCCUCGUCAAGCUCAUGAAGAUUGACAAAAACUCCGAGGACGGCUACAAUCUUCUACACUGGAAGAUCCCCGGACAGACCAUGGCCGCGCGUCUCGCGGGCGACUUUGCCGGCCGCUGCUUCGAGGUCAUCUCGAAGCGCCCGAUGCGGACCGACGUCGGCGACAUGACCAUUGCCGAGGUCAACGAGCAGCUCGACAGGCUGGCGGCGUCAUCAGGCGAGGCCGAGAACCUGCGCAUCUUUGAGACGUUCUACAACCGCAUGAACGCCGAGGAGAUGAUGUGGCUGAUUCGCAUCAUCCUCAAGCAGAUGAAGGUGGGCGCCACGGAAAAGACGUUUCUCUACCUGUGGCACCCGGACGGCGAGGCCCUCUUCAGCGUGUCCUCGAGCCUGCGCCGGGUGUGCUGGGAGCUAUACGAUCCGGCGGUGCGCCUCGAGCAGGAGGAGGCCGGCAUUUCCCUGAUGCAGUGCUUCCAGCCGCAGCUCGCCCAGUUCCAGAUGCCGGCGUCGUUCCAGCGCAUGAUUGAGCUGCUGCGCGUCACUGAAGAGGACCCCGAGUUUUGGAUCGAGGAAAAGCUGGAUGGCGAGCGUAUGCAGAUGCACAUGAUUGAGGAUCCGGAUCAUCCUGGCGGGAUGCGGUUCUGCUUCUGGUCGAGAAAGGCCAAAGACUACAGCUACCUCUACGGCAACGGCUUCAUGGAUGGGAACUCGGCGCUGACCAGGCAUCUGAAGAAUGCAUUUGCGUCGGGCGUACGCAAUCUCAUUCUCGACGGCGAAAUGAUCACCUGGGAUAUGGGAAUCGACAAGAUCGUGCCGUUUGGAACCCUCAAGACAGCCGCUCUCUCUGAGCAGCAGAACAAGUCCAACUCGGACGCUGCAGGCCACCGUCCGCUGUUUCGCGUCUUUGACAUUCUGUACCUCAACGACAAGCAGCUUACGCAGUACACGCUGCGCGACCGUCGACGCGCCCUCGAAAAGGCCGUCAAUCCCGUCCACCGGCGUCUCGAGAUCCACUCGUACACGCCGGCAACAUCAGCCGACGCCAUCGAGCCCCUCUUGCGAGAAGUCGUCGCCAACGCCUCCGAAGGUCUCGUGCUCAAGAACCCGCGGUCUAUGUACCGUCUCAACAGCCGCAACGACGACUGGCUCAAGGUCAAGCCCGAAUACAUGUCCGAGUUUGGAGAGUCACUCGACUGUCUCAUCAUCGGCGGCUACUACGGCUCAGGUCGCCGCGGCGGAAUGUUGUCGAGCUUUCUGUGCGGGCUCCGCGUCACGCAGAACCACAUCCAGGCAGGCGCCAAUCCCGAAAAAUGUUUCAGCUUCUUCAAGGUCGGCGGCGGGUUCCGCGGCGAGGACUACGCGGAGAUCAGGCACCACACCGAGGGUAAAUGGAUCGAGUGGGAUGCAAAGAACCCGCCGUCCGAGUACAUCGAGCUCGGUGGCGGCGAGGCCAAGCAGCUGGAGCGGCCUGACAUGUGGAUCCGGCCCAAAGACUCCGUCGUCGUGUCCGUCAAGGCCGCCAGCGUGGGACCGUCCGAUAGUUUCGCUCGGGGCAUCACGCUGCGCUUCCCGCGGUUCCGCAGGCUACGGCUCGACCGCAGCUGGGACUCGGCGCUCAAUGUCGAGGAGUUCCAGGAGCUCAAGAAGAGGGUCGACGAGGAGUCCAAGGAGAAGGCCAUGACGGUCGAGGACAGGAAGAGGAGGAACCCUAAGCGCGUGAAGCGCGAGAUUGUCAUUGCGGGCGAGGACGCGGCGCCGGUGGCGUUUGAGGGUGAAAGGUCGCGCGUCUUUGAGGGCUUGCAGUUUUGCGUCUUGUCCGAGUCACUCAAGCCGUACAAGAAGACCAAGACGCAGCUCGAAACCAUUGUCAAGGAAAACGGAGGCGCCGUGUCACAGCGCGCGGGCAAAGACAUGGUCUACAUUGCGGACAAGAAGGUCGUCAAGGCAGCCAGUCUCAUCAAGGAUGGCAGCGUGGACAUUAUUCGGCCUCGCUGGAUAAAAGACUGCCUGGAACAGGACGACGGUGCCGCGUACUUGCUUCCGUACGAGGAAAGCCACUUGUUCCAUGCGACGGAGGAAACGAGGGCCGCGGCAAUGCACAACACGGACCAGUACGGGGAUAGCUACGCAAGAGACGUGUCCGUCGAGGAACUGCGCGAGAUCAUGGCCGACAUGCCCAAGCUCGAGAGCUUGGACGCUUUUGAUGCGCCGGCCUUCCUGCGGGAGCUGGAGGAGCGCCAGAAGGGCCUGGGCGAGAUGCGCAGGUUCAUGUUCCAGGGGUGCGUCGUGCACUUUAGGCCCGUGGAGGGGACGAGCGAGCGACUGCUGGGCAAGCUGGCGCGCUAUGCCAAGUACGCUGGUGGUCGCGUGGAAAAUGAACUGGAUGAGGCGGUGACGCAUGUAGUCGUUGUGGGGGACGAUGCAAUGGAGGUGGGCGACGUGGCGGAUCAGGUGCGCAAGGAGGUGAGCGGGCGACGAAAGAUACCCCGGGUGGUGAAGGGUGCGUGGGUGCAAGAGAGCUGGACGGAGAAGACGAGGCUGGACGAGGAGCAGUACACGGUGCAGUGA
Molecule: messenger RNA, 2967 nt
Organism: Purpureocillium lilacinum
Lineage: Eukaryota; Fungi; Ascomycota; Sordariomycetes; Hypocreales; Ophiocordycipitaceae
Product: DNA ligase (ATP)
Biological process (GO): DNA biosynthetic process; nucleotide-excision repair, DNA gap filling; DNA recombination
Cellular component (GO): DNA ligase IV complex
Molecular function (GO): DNA ligase (ATP) activity; DNA binding; ATP binding
Source: RefSeq, a predicted model, not a curated record